Messenger RNA from Symbiodinium necroappetens, 556 nucleotides. Lineage: Eukaryota; Dinophyceae; Suessiales; Symbiodiniaceae. The record is from the annotation of a GenBank genome assembly.
GAUCCACGUGCUCAUCGGCUGCGCCUUGUUCAUGGCACCGGUUCUGAAGUUCAUUCCCCGCGCCGUCCUCCAGGGCGUUUUCUUCUACAUGGGCAUCGCCUCCCUGACGGGAAACAACCUCUUCGACCGCAUGAAGCUCUGGCUCAUCUGGGACUCCGCUAAGUAUCCGUCGUACCACUACAUCCAGAAGCUGCCCGUGAGCAGGGUCCACCUCUACACCUUCGUGCAGUUCAUCUGCCUGGCCAUCCUCUAUGGACUGAAGGAGAUCAAGGAGACUGCCGUGGUCUUCCCCUUCUUCAUGGCAUCCCUGGCCAUCAUCCGCAAGGCCAUGCGCUGGAUGUUCAGCGAGGAGGAGCUGAAGCAGCUGGACGGCCACCCCGCCGAGGACCCCGAUGAGGUGGAGGAGCCGGAGCCGGCGAAGCCCGACCUCCUGAACCUGGAGCCCACGAAGGAGGAGGCGCCUCAAGAAGUCACGGAGGAGGUCAGCAUGCCGGAGAAGGUGGAGAAGCCGAAGUCUGAGGAGAAAGCACCGGGGACAACGAGCUUGUCCUUGUAA